This is a messenger RNA of Arctia plantaginis, 483 nucleotides long. The record is from the annotation of a GenBank genome assembly. NCBI's taxonomy places the organism in Eukaryota, Metazoa, Arthropoda, Insecta, Lepidoptera, Erebidae.
AUGAAAGCGGACGCAGCCGAACAAAACGAUAUGGUGACAUAUUUAUGGAACUGUUUGACUUUACCCGAAGAGUGCGUCAUUGACCCUAGCGCUGAUCCUAAGCUGUUGUAUUGGGGUAUUGGAUUUCUUGGGCUAUAUCUCGCAUUCCUUUUGGUUAUCGGACCCAAUUCAAAUUACUUCUGGUCAUUAGAUAGCUAUCAACGUCAGAUUGAUCAUUAUGUGGCUAUGGUGCGAUCCAAAGUGAGGAGAGUACAAAUGGAUCAGAGGAAACUAAUGUCGCUUCAAGAAAGGUCAGAAAACCAAUUAAAGAGGAGUCAGCAGUGUAAUAAAGCGGUGGUCGAAUUAAGAGCAGCACUGAACAGAGACUUAUCGUCGUUUAAGAAUUUAACUAAAUACUUCUGGAAUGAUGGUACUCUUCAGCCAAACUCAGUAGGAACGUGGAAUGCAGAGAGACGCGAAGCUCUCGAAGAUGUAAGUGACUAG